CGGUCCGGGGGUCCGGGGGGUCCGGGGGUCCGGGCGCCAUGUCGGGCAGCUUCGAGGAGCGCAGCGGGGUGGUGUGGUGCGGGACGCCGUGGGGCCGCUGGUACCAGACCCUGGACGAGGUGGUCGUCGAGGUGCGGGUCCCGCCGGGCACCCGCGCGCAGGACAUCCGCUGCGGCCUGCACAGCCGACACCUGGCGCUGCGCCUCAACGGCCGCCACAUCCUCCAGGGUAAGCUCUUCGAUUCUACAAUAGCGGAUGAGGGAACGUGGACAUUAGAGGACAGAAAAAUGGUGCGCAUCGUUCUCACCAAGACCAAGAGAGAUGCUGGAAACUGUUGGAGUUCCCUGUUAGAGAACGAGUAUGUGGCUGAUCCUUGGGUUCAGGACCAGAUGCAGAAGAAACUUACGCUGGAAAGAUUCCAAAAUGAGAAUCCUGGUUUUGACUUCAGUGGAGCAGAAAUCUCAGGAAACUACAGCAAAGGAGGCCCGGACUUUUCCAGUCUUGGAAAAUAAAAACUGUUGAAGUUUUAUAGCUGGAAUACUCGUUUUCAGUGCACAUUUCAACCAGAAUACGACGGCAGAAUCAGGACAGCCUGUCUAGAGUCAGCACAGCGUGGUUUGGGAAGAAGCAGAUGAGCACCUCCGUGCAGUGGGAGACGACUACAAGGAUGGUUUUCUUUCAUGUGUCUCUGUACGAGAGUGUAGUUUCAAGUAAAUAUUGCCUGUAAAUAAUCUUUAGGUAGCAAAAAAUCCAGUAUAUCAGUGAGGUCCGAUGCUUAAUAAAGAUAGUUGUAUCUGAUCGAAGCAAAGAUUUUUGAACUUGGCAGCCCCGAAAUCAUGACUGGACCAAGACUCUUCUGUUGUUUUAACUGGAGACUCCAUCCGGCAACAAUUGGAAAAGAUGGAAGUGUUCAGGGGCAAAUGGGCAUAGAGUGGGUGAAAAAGACUCAUCAUUCCUGGACAAAAUAUUAUUGAGAUAGAUCUAAGAUGUUCAUAUACUGGAAUAAAAUUAGUUCCAUCGGAGAGCAGUGAUUUUCACGGGAUGGGAUUCCGUAGAGUUCAUUUCAAGAAAACAAGGACUGAAGGAAAUGCAUUUACUGUUUGCUUUCCAGGAUUGGUAAAUUAAAACUAUAAUAGAAUAA
This is a messenger RNA of Ornithorhynchus anatinus (platypus), 1141 nucleotides long. It is a transcript of the gene NUDCD2, whose product is annotated as NudC domain containing 2. NCBI's taxonomy places the organism in Eukaryota, Metazoa, Chordata, Mammalia, Monotremata, Ornithorhynchidae. Gene Ontology annotation, cellular component: cytoplasm. The record is from RefSeq and is a predicted model, not a curated record. The transcript is spliced from 4 exons. The coding region runs from base 39 to 512 and encodes 157 amino acids. Gene Ontology annotation, biological process: protein folding.